AUGGCACCAAACCCGAAACCAUACAAGCCUCUCAAAAAUAGGAAGCUGCCGGCCACUGGCUUACAGGCGGACUUUCGAAAGCAGGAGGAGCAAGACGUGAAGGAGAUGGAGCAAGUACGUCCACCACCGACAAAUGCCCACCCUCUUUUGGACCCCGUCACUCACCAUAACGGCCAAGGCAAUGUUGAAAAUGAUCAAAUUGACGUUGACAAUAAUCAAAUGGAUGGACCUGCUCCUGACGAUGGCGAUUGGAGAGAUGUUGAAGAAGAUGUUGAAGAAUUCAAUAAUCAUUUAUCAGAAGAGCAUAGACAAAUUAUUGCCGCACUCAACUCAACUCUGUAUCAAAGCAAAAGGCUAGAAUAUGAAGCCAAAUGGCGCGAAAAAAUACUAGAAAUUGGGGAGACGGGGUACUUUGGAAACACGAUUAUAAAGUGUCAUAAAAAUGUUCGCACAGUGUUGGGUGUGCUCUCCUGGACCACCAAGGUAGAGACAAGGUUGAUCAAAUCCUCUGCGAUGCUUUCUGAUUUGGCCAAAUCAGAUCGUAAGUAUACCACCAACUUCUUUGAGCAACAAUGGGAGAGGCAGCAAAAUAUUCAGCAAAACAUCAUCAAUGCCCCUACACGCAGACUCAAAGAAAGAAUGAGUGUUCUAUUGGAUCUUGAGGAAGAUUUAAUUGAGGCACGUAAUACCCUGGCGCUUUUGGAAGCAGGGACAGCCCCUCUACGGACUCAAGAGCAACAGCACGAGCUUUUGGACUUGCCCAGAACUCUUACCCAACUGGAGAACAAGAUACAAAAUGUAGCUAAUGAGUUGGGCUCCCAACAGUUUCGAGAGCUGACUGGAACAACCGACGAUCGAGCUAAACCUAGGAUGUUACUCCAAAUUGCAAAGUCAAAGAUGUACGGCGCAAAGGUUGAUUGCAUUGAAAUGCAAUGUCGAGCGGAUGGCACUACAGUGACAUUGGCACUUCAACUGGGUAUAGAAAAACGGUCAUGCAAACUUUGGAUAAUGUGGAAAUGGGGAAUUGAAGAUGUGAUGUCUCGGACAGCACUUUAUCUUCAGCUUCCAGGCGGUUUUGAUCGUGACUUGUUAUCAAAGUGGCAUGCUUUGGUCAAUUCAUGCCCUGGCCAAUGGGCUGAAAUGAUUGGUAUACCUAAUGAGAUGGAUGAUGAUGAUGCGGACGACGCAUUAUUGGAUGUAGACCUCCUUGAGGAUCUUGUUGGAAAUCUCCAAAUUGUAUCGUAG
Molecule: messenger RNA, 1245 nt
Organism: Melampsora larici-populina 98AG31
Lineage: Eukaryota; Fungi; Basidiomycota; Pucciniomycetes; Pucciniales; Melampsoraceae
Exons: 6
Coding region: 1-1245 (414 amino acids)
Source: RefSeq, a predicted model, not a curated record